This is a messenger RNA of Xyrichtys novacula (pearly razorfish), 28770 nucleotides long. Lineage: Eukaryota; Metazoa; Chordata; Actinopteri; Labriformes; Labridae. The record is from the annotation of a GenBank genome assembly.
AAAUGUUCAACCUCCUUAGGCGCUGUCUUCAGUUUUCUGCACAAGCAAAGAUAGAACUGCUUUUCCGUAUCUUGCUCACUGCAAAUAAUAUCAUCUGUCUUAAGUCUUUAUUUUGAUUGUAUUUCAUUCUUCUCACAGGGGCUACACGAUCUCCCUGUUUUUACAAAACCAGCUGAUAUCCUCUUGAAUAAAAAGUCCAUCAUGUUUUUAACUUUUCAUAUAUUUGCCUGUCUUUUUCUUGGUAAAACUUGGUAAUCCCACAGCAAGCAAACUCCAGUAGGAAACAUGAAACAAGGCCUUCCUGUGACGACUCCAAAUUGAUUCCUGCUGGACCGUGUCCUAUUGAGAUCAUCAGAGGCAGUCCACGGAGGUCUUCAAGGUAUUUCAGUAACUUUAACGCCUUGAUGGAGAUCAAAUCUUGCAAAUAUCUCCUUUUUGUCUGUUUGUUCUUUGUGUGCAUGUUCUUUACACAGCUCUAGGUGAAUAAGUAAGAAACAACACAACAACAGGUAAUCUAAGCAUUAAGCCCCCAGUGCACAAGAAACAGAGUUAAACCCACUUUAGUGAAAAAGAAUCACUUCCUUUAUUUAGCCUUAUUCACCCUUGGCAGUAAAAGCCUAAGACUGUGCCAUACUGCUUGUCUUUAGUUAGCUGUGGAGGUGGCUUCUCUGGCAAAGGGUGUCUAUAAAUUUAGGAGCCUCUAAGGGAGCAGUGAGCUUUUAUUUGAUUGGCUGUUCAGUCCAACAAACAGAGCUGCUGCACCUUUAACAGAAUUCAGGAUUUUAGUAUUCUUAAGUCCUCAGUACAGCCCAUGACUGGAAAUGACUGAUAAAGCGUAAAAAAUUCUCCAGACCCAAUUUGGUUCCCAAUAAAGUAUUGCCAGUGGGGAUUUAAUUAAGCUUGCAGGAUUAAAAAUCAUAAAAUAUUGUUAUAUCUUGGCAGCCAAUGCACUGACGGUAAUGACAUUCUGAUCUAUUUCCUGUCCUACCCACAUUUGUCCUCAGCUUUCUAACAAGGAACCUGUCUAUCAUAAUGUCCGGGGUUUGUGGCGAAGCUGAACAGUUGUGUCUGGAUCUAUUUACACUUUAUUACUAUGGAGACACUCAACCCUGUAACUGAGUUUGUGUUCUCUGGCUUCCGGCUAUUGGAACUUCAGCACAAGACUUUGUUUUCUUUUUCACUUAAGUUGAAUGUGUAAUUUUUUUCAUAUAUAUAUAUACAUUGCCAUAGAAUGAAGUGAAAUUAGUGGAUAAGUUAAAGAAAGAAGGAUAAGACAAAAUAGAAAGCAAUUAUAUUGAGAAUAGUUGUCAAAAGUUAAGGUAAAUGUGCUGCAUAAGGUCUAUAAGGAAUCAUAGUUGUCUGAAUCCUUCAGUCAAGAGGAUUUAUCGUGAAAAUAUCAAUCAUGUGUAUCAUAAUUGCAUGGAAGUGUGCUCUUUACAUGUUGGAAAACUUUCUGACAACUGAUCAUGUUGCCUUGUUGCAGAAGGUUGUGAGUUUUGCAGCACUUGACAAAUUAUGAAUACAGUUUUUAUCAUAAGUUUGAAGCAUGACGUAAUAUUCAAAAACUAUUGAAGGUGAGCAGGAAUAUCAUGAUAUCGCUGUGUUUUUGAGCGGUCCGCUCAUUCUGACUGUAAACAAAGCCGUUCUCCAAUCCCUGACCUGAUUGGUUGUGAAGCGGACACUGUUCCCUUGUGUUGUGAGGCAUGCUCCACGUCCUCGCAUAACGUGCACAAGCCCAAACAAAGUUAGUGUGCUACAAUAUCAGACUGUAGAAACCAAUCAGAAAGUACGGAAAAUUGUCUGAAUCCUCCUUUGGCCACGACCGCCAACACCAGCAAGAAAAUACCGGAGACUCUGGUGGAAUAACGGGCGCUUAAAAAGGAGUUAGACCGGACAAGAGCUAAAAAGCCGGGUCAACAUCAUUGAAGCUUGCAUAAACGAUUGGGGACGCUUUGCGAUCUUGCGGACCCUGUAACCUUUCUGCUGGACAGGUAAACCGCUUUAACAAAGUAAGCCAAGUGUCUGUAACAGAAGUGUUUCUUGUCAAAUGGGACCUGCUACGUGUUGUAGCGCCGCUAAACUGUUUACUGUUGUCACUUUAUCCUUGUUUUUGAAGUCCUGCUUUCAUGUUGACUGGGCCCCAUUUGUAAUCAUCUGAAGUAUUUAUCUGCAUUAUAUCUGAAUUUAAUUGAAACGAUACGAGCGAGCAUGAGCGUCUGUUUGUGGGCGGGGCUUGAUGGAGCAGAGAGGGAGGGGAGAGGAAGGAGCUGAGGGGAAAACUGGUUGGGAGGGGAGGUGUUUACAUUCAAGAUUUCUCCCAAAAACUGGUACUUCCUCAGAUCCUGCCUACCCCACCUUUAAGUCCAGAGUAGGUCAGAGGAAGCCAACAUUAUGUUAUUGGACAUAAAGAACAACAGAUAUGACCUUAAUAAAUAAUAUAGAUAAAGAAAACUAUCAAUCUACAAAGUAGACAAACUGAAACCAAGAGCAGGCAGGUGUAAAUCAAAUAUGUUCUUGAAGUUGCUGAGAGGUAUGAGUGCUUUGAUUUCUUUUUGGUAAAAAUUCAAUUUCAAUCAUCAAAAGCAAUCUGUCUGCACAGCUCUGGUCCUGAGCUCCUGGUGCUUUGAACCGGAGCUGUGAAGAUGAGAGAUAGCAAACUGGUGAAGCAGCAUCAACAUUAACGGCUAAUACUUUCCUUAGACGGGGGGAGUUAAACCAGCUGUGGCGUGUAGAAAGCAGCGGUGAGUACAGCAAUAAUCACAGGUGUUGAACCUGAGAGCAGACAUGAAAAUCCAGGAGCCUCAGCAGGGAGGCAGCAGCAUGUCUUUGUAUUUGAAACCGCUGUAAAAAUCUCACUCAAGAGACGCUGAUUUGUUUCAGUUCAUCAAACCAGGUAACUAAAAACAAGGUUUUCUAAACGAGUUUCAAACUCCAACCAGAUGGAGGGAUAUUUAAUCUGUUCAACACUUUCUGUAACAGAGAAAUGAGUCAUCUUAAUAGCCGGAUAAGAAAAACCACAUUUCAUUUUGUAAUUAAAGUCUAAAAGAAAAUCUUUGGGUGCAUUUAACCUGCCUUUUUUUGUCAUUUUGUCACAAAAUUCUGACAAAGCUAAGGCAUAUGUAUAAUUAAUAUUUGGAAACAAUAGCACUUGAGGGUUUUUGGACAUAGAAGCAUUUGCUUUCAAUGACAAAACAGCAGAUAACUAUUACCAGACUUUGCAAUCCCCCUCACCUCCACCUCUUCUUGAAAUCGGAUUCCAACGGAUCUCUGGCAAUGUUGACAGGAGAAAUGGUAAUAUGUAACAAAUUUACAAAUGAGAGUACCUUUAGGAGAGUAUUAGUGUCAGCAUGGUUAAUCAAAUAGAAAGCAUGACAUGACACACAAGUUUGUCUGCAUAACAUUUGUUUGAUAGUUGACUGGAAGCACUAAAAGCUAUUUUAAUUUCAAAUUAAUGGUCUCUGCUUUUUCUUGAAAAUUGGGAAAAAAUGUAACGGACAAAUCUACAUUUGCUUGACAUGACUAUUCAGCCACAUUUCUUAAACCAGAUUCAAAAAUUGAGAAAAAAAGUGAAGAAUGAGGCUUUAAAUAUUUGCUUGAAAUUGAUCUUGUUAUUGAGGCUAAUGUACUUUCGAGAUGACUACAUUUUUGCACAUGAGGGCAAAGUCAUGGACACUUUAAAAAUGGUCUGGGCAAUCCAAGACAUCAAAACUGCAUUCAAGUUUGAUGGUUUUGCUUAAGAGCUAUUCGGUCAACAUGGCAGUUGUGAUGACAAAUGGGAAUAAGGGUAGCUUUAGAGGAUUUUAUAAUGACUUAUAGGACAGAAUCAGUGCCAUGAAGCACAGUGUUGUCACUGUUUAGACUAAUCUCAGGGCACCAAAACUGUAAUUUGACAAAACUGUUUACCUAUUUUAAGGCCUUUUAGUCUUUGAGAAAGGCCUCCUGGAAUAAGAGUGAAAAUAAUGUUACAUAUCAGAAUAUAUUUAGCUACUUGUGUAUUCUGCCCUAUUUCAUGAAGCUAGAGUAUCAAGGAAUACAGCUGACUGAGGUUGAGGACUGUAGGCAUGACUCUUAAGAGUUGGCAGAAACUUGUUGCUUCAGUGGAAAACAUUGAUUGAGCAUCCCUGAAAACACAAGUGAAAACCGUGUAUUUUUGGAAACGUGUGAAAAGUAGAGACAAAUCCAUGAGGCGCUACUAAAAAUGAUGUUUUUUUAUUUGAUACACACACACACACACACACAAACACACACACACAUUAAUAUAUAAAAACCUAUCCUAAUUUGUCUCAAAAGCAUGAAUAGAGGCUCACUUGAAUUUAUUGUAAAUAGGCUGUGUGUGGUUCUGUGGUAUUGUUUCUUUUUUCAGAGUCCCUUGACGCUCUCUCUCCCUCUCUCUCUCUCUCUUUUUCUCUCUCUCGUUACCUCCAGAAAUGCCCCCCUCCCCUCCCCCUCUCCUCUCUCUCUCUUUCUCUCUCUCUCUCUCUCGCUCCCUCUCUCUCUCUCUCUGUAUUUCUCCCCACCCUGCUCUCUUUCCAUCAGGUCCUCCAACAACACACACCACAGCCUCUGAACGCCUCGUCUUCUCCACUGGAGCGGGAGGAUCAGAGAGAGGGGGAGCAGAAGUGACUGGGAGAAACCGCAGCAUCAGUGACAGUGAAGCAUCUCAUUCACUUGGAGAGGGAGCAAGGAAAGGGGAAGUGGAGAAGAAGUGUGGAGAAAAUAAGAGGAAGGAGAGAAAGAGCUAAACACUGAGAGAAAUAAGUUUCCGGUUGGCUGGAGGACAAGUGAGGGAGUUUUUGGGUAAGAGAGUGUGGUGGGAGGCAGUGGGGGUUUGGGAGCUUCAUUUUUUCUUUCCUUUCAUCGCCCGCAAGAACUGCCUCCCUCCUCUCCUCUCCACUCCCCCUCCUCCUCCUCCUUCUCCUCUUUUUCCUCCUCUCUGCUCCUCUUCUCACCCCGACUCCUCUCUCCCAGCUCCCGCCGUGGGGUCUCAGCUCUCUGUCACCCUCCCCCCCUCCCUUGCUCCCUACCUCCCCCGAGCUCUGCUGGGAGCCUCCGGGCUGCUGCGCCGCGGGAGGAUGUCUCGCAGGGAGUCGCCACCUCCACCUCCGCAGCUGCUGGGAGUGCGGAGAGGAGAUGUGGAGUGCGAUGAUCGUCCGGAGCGUACCGAGCCUCUUACCGACCCUGAGAGGGAGAUCAUCCAGGACACGUGGGGGAUCGUCUACAAGAACUGCGAGGACGUGGGGGUGUCUGUUCUCAUAAGGUAGGUUUCCUUAAGAGGUGAAAGAAAGCCUUUCUGUUACUGUGUGAAAACUUCGGCUUCAGUUUGAGAUAUUUUGGGUUUAAUUCGCUUUUAGGUUAGACCAUUCAGUUUCUCUUCUGCGUAGGUAUAACUUACUACUCUGUUUGGAUCUGGAUGCCUUAUUCUUACUGUGAUUCUUGAAACUUUUGAUUAUCUUUGAAAGAGUGCAUCUUAAGUGAAAAGGUGGACGAAUGGAAUCUCUGGACUUUGUUUUCUAUUGUGCUCUUUGGGCUCAAGUGUCACUUUCAUUUGCAUCACUAACAUGAGAAAGACCCGUGAGCAAAGGAAGGCAAGGUCAAAGUAAAAAAAAAAAUAAAACAAUCAAUAGAAAUUUAAUUGUUGAAUAUUAGUGUUUCUUGGAAGCUAAGAAAGCAAUUCAAUACAUAGGCUUUAUAGCAGACAUUAUGGGCGGGCCCACGGGGGGCAAGACCACCCAUCCAGGAAGAAAUCAACAAUAUUGUCAUCAUUAUCACACAGUUUUUUGCAUUAGAUUGGAAUUUAUUACAAAACUUAUUUUGGUAGUGGAUAUAGCUAUAAGUAUUUGAAAUGUUCCUUUUGUAUUUUAUGGUCUUGCAAGUAUUAGUCAUGUGAUAUAGUCAGAUACAAUAAUGCCCUCAAAGGCUGCCCUCGCUGUGCUCGUGGUUGUUUGACAAGUGGCGCUGUCCAUGGUGCUGAUGCAACUGUUGUUCUCAUAUUUAUUUAUUUAUUUAUCUUGACUCAUAUAUUUUCAGCCUCCUUGAUGGGAUAACUAUCUGUUUAAAUGAAAAUGUUGAAAAAUGAAAUAAUUCCUUAGGAGAAAUACAUCUAAGUUGUCUUUUUAAAGUCAUAUUUUGUUGUUGCUGAUGCUAGAAAAAAAACAUCACAUGCAUCAAAUGCAGCUUAUAGUGGCCAAAAAAAUUAUAAAUAAAUAAUAUUCCAAGAAUAAAUGAACAAUAGUAUAGAUUCAUGAACAAAUUAAUAAGAAAAUUAAGCAAAUAAAAAAAUUAAAUUGUACGAUGUUGAAUUUGAGAAACCAGAAAAAAGGAUGGGCAAAUUUAGAUACAACAUCAUAUGUUUAGAAAAGGAGAGAUAAUCACUUAAAGAAUCCCUGCUUGGAUUAGAUUGAUUGCAUAACAUUGUUAAAGGUCAUGAUGGGUUAAAACUACUCACACCUAAUUUUUCAUCAUAACCCUGUGUUGUUCAUCAUGUCUUCACUGUGUGACACCAUGACAUAGAAAACACUGCAGGUCCAGAGUUAUGUGAGUAUAACUGUGAUGGGGCAGUCUGGAUAACUUACGCAGAGAUUCAGCUUUUAACAUUGUUCUCAUGUGUUUGUAUCAAAGUGCCUGUUGAAAAGUGGCAUGAUAUGCAGUCAAUUAUGACCUCCGUUGGACGAGCGACCCCAGUGAUGAUUAAAGGCGUGAAAUCAUUUUCCAAACAGCCACAAUCAAAAUAUGACUCUUUUUUUCUGGUGUCACAAAUACUCAGUCAGAGCAUAGAAACUGGAAAGUAAAUACAUUAGUGUUGCCUAUCUCUAAGUAAUAUGUAAAUAAAUUAAAAUAUUGCAUGGUGGAACAUGGUUUACUUCUGCUAUUUUUACUUGGCACACAUAAUGUUAAAGCACUUAUUACUUGCUGUACAAGAUGCUUUAAAUUCUUGACUGGUACAUAUCAUGCUCCAUAAUCUUCACCUUUCUUAACCUUCUGUAGCCUGAACUUUAACAAGUCAAGUUCUUCUUUGAAUAGAUGUAUGUUAUUCAAAGCAUUACACCCAAAUGACCAAAAUCAUAGAAAUCUGUUGGGAAUAUGAAAAUUAUUUCAGCCCUCCAGUUUACCACAUAAGCAUUUAGGAGUCUUGCCUUAACAGACCUCUAGUGGUUGAACAAAUAAUCAUGCUGAAGGGAACAAUACAUUCCUCUCAUUAUGAAGCUGGAGAAACACUUCAUCAUCCACUUCUGUCUCUCAGUGUGGCAUCCGAUGUCUUUGAAGGGUCACGUAUGUUGAGUACGUGCCAGCAUUUUUGUUUUUACAUUCCUUUUAGUUGAAUUCAUGCAUCGACAAAUAAACGCCUCAUUAAUUUUAUCUCUUAAAAUACAGUAAUGGCUUUGUUUUUAUGUCUCACUCAACCAUUGCCUCUGUCUUCUUGAGUUGUCAGAAUAUAUUCAGAACCAUAAAAUCAAACAUUUGUUCCAAAAGCCUUAUCUUCAACAGGCAGUCAUUUCUACUGAAGCGUCACUACAGAAGCCAUAGACGAACUCGAUGUAAUGUGGCCUGACUGUGUUUUUUCCAGCUUCUUUUCAUCUGUUUUUUUUUAUCAUAGCAGAAAGAGCUGAUUCGUUUGAAUGCUGCCAGUUAAAUUGACUUAGUGUUUCACAUAGAAAACCCUCAAGGACUUGAUAAAAUGAAAGCCUGUUGUAGCCAAGGAGACUGAUGCGAUUGAGACAAACUGAUUUUUGCUCUUUGGGUGACAAUAAUUCCCAAAGGGAGAAUGGAAGGGGCAGAGAGCAGUGUGUGUUUGUGUGUGUUUUUGUCUGUGUGUGUGCUUGUCUUAUGCUCUUAUCUGUGGAUGACAGCCACAAGCUUUGGCACUUAAAUGUCUCCCUCUGUCAGUCCUUUCAGUUUUUUUUCUUGUUGCCAGUCUUUCUUGCUAUAAUUUGUAGUAUUUUCUUGCCUCGUUGUAAAGAUGACAGCUUUUAGUCCUUUCAAAUCCCAGCUGACUGGGGCUAUCAUUAAAAUCAAUUGUAUCAGAGCUGCAAAUCCCAUUACAGAUAUAUAUUGACAGCUAUCUGUACUUUUUUCUCUUGCUCACUGUGUGUGUGUGUAUGCGCCUCUUUUUCAGUCAAGCAAUUUGAUGAUCUUUUGUUAUCAUUAAAUUGCUGUAUUUUAUCAAAUGCAAAACAAAAACAUUACAUCAACAUUAUACUUCAGCCAACCUACUCCCUGACAAUCAACUCAAGGCCUGAUAGAGUGUCGAAUGUUUGGUUGCUUUUCCAUCCUGCACAUCCCUCCUUUAUCCUCAAGAGUCAGUCCUGUAGUAUUAUCAUUGUCAGAAUCUGAUUCUUAUGAUCCCCAGUACCUCCCAAUCCUCCCACACCAUCAACCGCCACCAUGACACCAACAGUCUGGGGCCCUGUGUGGAUAGAAGAGGAAAGCCUGCCCUUUACCAAACAAGCAGGAUGAUGUACAACAACUUUGAUGACCUUGUCUGCAUCAUUUGAGGUUCCUGCUUCCUGAAUACCUGCUCUGUGAUGACACACAAGCCAGGUCCUAUCGUAAAAUCCCCACCAAGCACAGUUUCUGACUAAGCAAACACCACAGGCAUUCCCAGGCAGGAUGGGAUAUGUUGUCCUUUGAGCGGACUCUGGGCCUACUCCAGGGUUUCCUCCCAUUUGGGGUCUCCUCCAAGUUGGACAUGUCCGGAACACCUCUAAAUGGAGGCAUGCAGAGGGUAUCUUUGACAAAUGCCGGAACCAUCUUAACUGACUCCUUUGGUUGCAGCUUUACUCUAAGCUCCCUCCAGCCAUCUGAGCUCCUAACACUUACCCCUAAUUUCCACCACAUCAGGAAUGGCUAUGAAAAGGUCGUAUCCACCGAUCAUACCUGAUCGUAACCAUUCAAGUUAAUGUGUCAAUUUCCACUGGCUCCUUUCCAUUCUGCUGCGGAUCGCUGGACACCGCAACUGAUCGCAGGAGUUCUAUUUUUUCCGGACGCGACAGCAUGGUGGAUAAAUUCAGCACAGAUUAACCCGUGCUGGAAAGGAAGUCAGGCACAGACACAAAAUAAAACACACUGUGUUUCAGGCAGAACGCAUUUCACGCCAUGCAAACCGGUGGGGACGAAUAAGUGAAGGUUUAUAGACAGCAUUUCACCCCGAUGACACCAUGGAUGAGAGGAUGCUGAUUUUAUAAGUCUAGAAGUAGAUUUCCUUCUCUGGAAGGACACAAUCUACUGCUUAUAUGGUUAGCCUAUGUGGCAAGAGACUACUUGUUAUCUUGAAUCCGUGGGUUCUUGUGAGUUCUCGCGAUUCCCACUGUCCAUGAUCCACCACAAAAUUCGUCUCACAAACAGAUCUGGUAGAACUUGGCGUACGGCGAAAAUCGCUGCCGUUCUGGAAUGGAGCCGCUCCGGAUGCAGUGGAAAUCCCAGGUAAUCCUAGGGUUGGUCCCAGCCACGCUUCAGAGGAAUGGUCAAAUAUAUCUGUGAUCUUAGCCACAACCAUAGACUGUAUAUAGUACGAACAACGCAGCUCCGCCUUCCAUCAUUGUGCAAAUUUGAAGCCAAGAUACUCCUGGUAUUUUUCCAUUUCCUGAAACCGGCAUUUACGCAGUAUCGUUUGGCAGGAGAGUUGCUGUGAUGACACUCUGCUUAACCAGCGUAACCCCCGCAUGUCCUACACAACCUUCAUACGUUCAUAGACUUUAUCAAGUGUCACUUAUAGAAUUAUAGAAAACAUGAAUCCCUAAUAACUUCUAGAAAUGGCACUAAGGAAACCAAUCUUAAAAUACCUACAUGUCAACACUGCAACCAGGGGGACAAAAAUUUUUAUUCCGUGCAAUUAUUUUUUUAAAGUUUGUCCACAGCUCCAUUUAUUUUGCUGAAGGAGAGGGGGGUUUAUGACCUAUACUGCAACCAGUCACCGGGGGGUGCUGUUCUCACAGAGGCUUCAUCCAACUGGGAUGAAGAUGACGUCCAUUCUAUACACAGCCUAUGGUCACAACCUAGAGAUCAUGAUCAUAGGUGAGGGUUGAAACGUAGACUGACUGGUGAACCUGAAGUUCAUCUCUCUCCACUAAAAUGGCAAAGAGCUCGUCAAUUACCAAAUCAAUUUUACCCUAAUUUGUAACCAAGAUACUUGAACUCCCCCAUUCGAGGCAACACUCUCUCUCUACCUAGAUGGAACAGUCCACUGUUUUCCGGCAGAGUAACAUGGCCUUGUAUUUGGAGGUGCCGACUUUCAUGCCACUUUGCACUCAGCUGCCCCGAGAAGGCUGUGUACUCUGAACUGCUUUUCCAAGAAGGCCGGGUACUCUGAACUGCUAAUUGGUGCAUCUGUACAAACAAACAGUCGGAGCUUACCUCCUCGCAACCUGAAGUCACACAGAGGCAAUCAUCUGAUUCCCUUCAACACUGAUGCUCUCAGCCAGGGUUUGUGAGUAUCCCCACACCCACCCAGUGCAUCUCUUCCAGGGCAACUUCAGAGUGGAAGGGGCUUCAGCAUCUCUCCACAAGAUUUUAACAUUUCAGGCUUCAUCAACUCCCACUCACCCCCCACUCACCCCUCUCUUGCUGACACCACAGAUCCCACACUACCUUGACCAAAUAAAUGACUUUUACGUAUCACAACAGUGAGCCAUGGCACAGAAUUUCAAUAAUCCUACAAAAAUCCCAACAAAAGCUGACACCUUCAGAUUUUUUCAGCCUUGUCAUCAAUUAAAAAACCAAAGGAUAAUCCUCUUUCAUUCAUGUAACUCAUCAUUGAGUGAUUGAGUGUUUGGCAUAUCAAUUCAAUGAAGCAGUCUGUCAAUAUAGAUGGCUGGUAAUUAAUCAUCUUUUGACCUAGUCAUCAAAUGAACAGAUUAGACCUUUUUAUGAUUCGGGAAAGCAGUUGGACUGAUAUUAUCAACAGUCAGCAAGCACUUCCUCAGUUACCUAACAUAACCCGGGGCUGACACUGGGUCACAGUCAUGCACAAAAUCCCACAUGAGAACACUGAUUUGCAUUUUCAUGUCAAUUCAUCUGCCUACAUGCAUAAAGAGAAUAGACAGUGACAGUUGAUCUCUACCAAUGCGUACAAAUGCAAUUGCACCAAAGAGAGUUAUCCGUAGGCUACAGCGCAACAGUGCAUAUGGCAGCUUUGAGAGAACAAUCUACCCCUGACUUCAAUAAUACUAUUUUAAUGACACGGCUAAUGGGAGGAUACAAGCACAUUUUCACCAAGCAUAGGAUGGUUAAGAGUGGCAAAGAGAGACAAUGGCAUCUGAUUAGUUAGAGGUUCUUCAUGUUGUUUUCGUCUCAGAAGAUGCAGCCUGGAUUGGUUUAUUGUAAAUUUCUUGUGGUAUCUGUUGAAAUAAUCCAACGUUUUCACACAUUAAGCACAUGUUGAUGUUGCGUGGUGCGAAGAAGAACACAUGAAUGUGCUGACACAAAUGGUUCUGGUUUCAUAUCUGGUCCAACAGCCCACAGUUUAAACAACUGAAAAGAGGAUCCUAAAUGCGCUUAAAAGAAUAACUGUGAAGAAAUGAUUAUGCAGAAAUGGUUUUGAAACUGAAACAACAUAUAUACGAAAAAUCCUACAAGCAUCUACUGACUACAUGCUGUUUGAAAGGAUUGAUAUUUAAAUGCAAGAUCACAAAAGAUACAUAUAAAGAUAUAUAAUCCAAAGUAACAACUAAAGCGUGAAAUGAAAGAAAAGAACAAAACAAAACAAAAAAAAAACAAGGCCAUCCACACCAUAGCAGCUACUUUAAUGAUUCAUUCAAAUGUGCAGAUUUUUGUUUGAAUUCUAUUUGCUCAAGGGAGUUGUUGCUGUCACAACACAACUUUGAAUUUCAGUGGUUAAUCAUGCUGUAUCAUUAUCUUUUAUCAUGCUGAACAGUGCUGCUUUGAGCCAGAUUCUUACAUUAAAACAAUGACACUCGUCACAUCAGAGAGUUUUUAUAUGGAGGAUGCAAAUAUAUUUACAUCAUAUCAAAGACAUAGAUAGAUUGUGGGCUCACCAAGCGACGCUUUCAGGAUGAAUUAUUACCUGUCAGUAAUUGGCCUCAUGGUUUGGCCCUAUAGAGUUUUUCUCAUCAAAAAAGGUGUCCUUGAAGUUCAAGCAGUCAAGCUGAAGGUUGUUCAUGGUACCCAACAUUUAUAAAAGCCCUCCUCAACUAAUUAAAGUGAGAUUAACAAGCUCCACUAAUGGUGCUUCAUGGGCUUUGAUGACUUCAUUUAAAUGCAUAGACAGGUACAAGAAUGUGCUUCGAGCUCUCCAAAGUGCUAAACACCCAUGCCUCUGUCACUCGGGGACUGAGUGUUUUCACUGUGUCUCCAUGGAUUUGUAGAGCUACAGUCCUGAUACAAGUUACAGUUUAUGCAGUCAUGGUGGCUCCAUCACCGGCACAAAGGAUGAAAUACACUCACCGGCCACUUUAUUAGGUACACCAUGCUAGUAACGGGUUGGACCCCCUUUUGCCUUCAGAACUGCCUCAAUUCUUCGUGGCAUAGAUUCAACAAGGUGCUGGAAGCAUUCCUCAGAGAGCUUGAUCCAUAUUGACAUGAUGGCAUCACACAGUUGCCGCAGAUUUGUCGGCUGCACAUCCAUGAUGCGAAUCUCCCGUUCCACCACAUCCCAAAGAUGCUCUAUUGGAUUGAGAUCUGGUGACUGUGGAGGCCAUUUGAGUACAGUGAACUCAUUGUCAUGUUCAAGAAACCAGUCUGAGAUGAUUCCAGCUUUAUGACAUGGCGCAUUAUCCUGCUGAAAGUAGCCAUCAGAAGUUGGGUACGUUGUGGUCAUAAAGGGAUGGACAUGGUCAGCAACAAUACUCAGGUAGGCUGUGGCGUUGCAACGAUGCUCAAUUGGUACCAAGGGGCCCAAAGAGUGCCAAGAAAAUAUUCCCCACACCAUGACACCACCACCACCAGCCUGAACCGUUGAUACAAGGCAGGAUGGAUCCAUGCUUUCAUGUUGUUGACGCCAAAUUCUGACCCUACCAUCCGAAUGUCGCAGCAGAAAUCGAGACUCAUCAGACCAGGCAACGUUUUUCCAAUCUUCUAUUGUCCAAUUUCGAUGAGCUUGUGCAAAUUGUAGCCUCAGUUUCCUGUUCUUAGCUGAAAGGAGUGGCACCCGGCGUGGUCUUCUGCUGCUGUAGCCCAUCUGCCUCAAAGUUUGACGUACUGUGCGUUCAGAGAUGCUCUUCUGCCUACCUUGGUUGUAACGGGUGGUUAUUUGAGUCACUGUUGCCUUUCUAUCAGCUCGAACCAGUCUGGCCAUUCUCCUCUGACCUCUGGCAUCAACAAGGCAUUUCCGCCCACAGAACUGCCGCUCACUGGAUAUUUUUUCUUUUUCGGACCAUUCUCUGUAAACCCUAGAGAUGGUUGUGCGUGAAAAUCCCAGUAGAUAAGCAGUUUCUGAAAUACUCAGACCAGCCCUUCUGGCACCAACAACCAUGCCACGUUCAAAGUCACUCAAAUCACCUUUCUUCCCCAUACUGAUGCUCGGUUUGAACUGCAGGAGAUUGUCUUGACCAUGUCUACAUGCCUAAAUGCACUAAGUUGCCGCCAUGUGAUUGGCUGAUUAGAAAUUAAGUGUUAACGAGCAGUUGGACAGGUAUACCUAAUAAAGUGGCCGGUGAGUGUACAUCCACCUAUGGACCUGUAUAGGUUGAGCUGCAGGACAGUCUCGACAUUUCAAAGUCUACAAAGACUUGUUUUAAGUUUGUUUAGCUUAGCUAUUCAAAAGGGGGAAAUAGUAGGAAAAUUAAUAUCAUAACAAUUUCAAUGUCAAGACUGCGGACAUUUGCACUGUUAGUUGAAAAAUAAUAAAAUGAAUGGAAUACUCUGGUGUUGAAGAAUAAGUGACUAAGUAAUGCCAAUUAACCAACCAGGACAGAGUGAAAGACAGGGACUAUAUCCACACUGGGAAAAGAGCAACAGGUGAGGCAAACGAGGCACAGGUGAAACUCAUAGGUGAUUAACAAAGGAGGGAAAACUAGGGAAGGAAAAUCAGACUAGAAACACAAGGAAUAAACUACAAAAUAAAACAGGAAACACUCAAAACUGAUCUAAAGAAUCAAAUUCAGAGAACAGGAGGGAAACAAGGUCAAACACAAUCUGAAAACUCACAAGACUGGACUACAGGGGAACAGGAACAAUAAAGAACAGGGAAAACCACACAGAAAAUAUACUCUAACAACAAAACCAGCGAAAAACUACAUCAACAGAACAUAUUACAGAUUUCACUCUAGAAUGUUCUUGUUACUCUUUUAUUGUGACAGUUUAGUUGUUUUAGAAACAGACAUAAAGAGACUAACAACAUUUGAAUCUACUGUUAAUGUUAAAGUAUUAUUUUUCAAAUGUAGACAUUCGUUAAUUAAACCCAUGAAUUUUAAUUAGGUUGAUUUACUUGUCAGUGAUGCUCCUGGUAUAUCAUCAGCCUGCAAAAGCCCUUGUCUAUCAUCACACUGAAACGCUUGUUAUUCAAAGCGGUGAUUUGUAAUGUUGUUGUUGAGGACCUUCACCAUAUUUCUCAGCUCUGUUGAAUGAUCGAGAUAGAGGCUGAUGACGGGUUUUCAGUGUCACAAACAUAUUAGUUCUUUAGGAUGAUGGUUCUUGAGCUGCCCAAUUUAACUAAGAGAGUUGUUUUGCACCUCCUUUGCAACCAUUACAAAAAGCUGUUGUGCUCCACUCUUCAAAACACUUCCAUACAGGAGACAUGUUGAAGCUUGUGAUCGGCAUGCACAAUCAGUCAGCUUGUCUGUAAUUUAUUGUGGCAGACAAUUUCAUAUUCUUGUCUUUCUAAGCUUUUCUCUGUCGAUGCCAAUAAUAUGCUAAUGAUGUGCAUCGCUACUCCUCAGGUUAAAGGGUCAAAAUAAUCCAUGCUGUGAGACCUUAACAUUUUAAUCAACCUUCAGCCUUAAAGGGAUAUUCUGACGUAAAAUUAAGUUAGGGUCAAACACACCGUAACACUAAGUUAGUCAUCUCGUUGAGAGAUGAAUGUUGCAGACCGCUUGCUUCUCUAGUUAUACUAACUUUAGUAGCAACUGCAUGAUAGCAAUACACAGCGGUCUCAGGAACCACGCGCUCAACCAAAACGCCACUCUAUAGCCACGAAUAAUGCUCAGAACAGCACCUAACUUCAUCAACUGUACAUAUAGGGUCCUAGCCAUAGUACUAGCCACCAAACAUCUUUUUAGCUUUGCCUAAUUUCUUUAGCAAAAAGACUAAACACAACUCGCCCACUCUCUUCCAGCAGCCGCUUGUUUGUAUGGAGAUCUUUGAUGAGUCCGAAAUGACUACAGCGGGGUGACGCAGCUCAAGGAAGAACAUUUAUGAUCAUUAAAAACUUCAUUUUGAGCCAGAAUAUCCCAUUAACUGGUUAUACUCGCAUGUAAAGGGAGUGAAGUUUGGCUUUGUUAAUGUCUUUCAUGUUUAAUACAAAUUUAGAGGAAGGUUCUUGAUAUUGUGCAGGUAAUGUAUGACCAGGAAACGGCACCAGGCUGUUAGAGAGUGACGUUACUUGAUUUGGUUAUGUUAAAGUCAAAGUAAGAAUCAAUUUAUUGUCUAGACUUUUCCAUUCUUGCUUUUUAAAGGCCAAUCCAAAUAUCAAUAUCCUGCAAGUAAGAAUUGUCACAAACCACAGAGACUUUACUGCUGGCGCAUUGCCUGUAGCUUCCUCAGAUUCGCCCAGCCCUGCCAAGGAGGCAUGUCUGUCCUGCGUUUUUGUCACUGAGACAAGUUUAAUCUCCAGACUACACCUCUCUCAACAUGGGCUGGAUAUGUAUCGCUGUAACAGGUGGUGACCUUCCGUAUCCCACAUUAAUGUCUGGUAUUUUGCAUCCUUAACACCAUCACUAAAACCUCCAAAUGCUCACUUCCAACUGGCUGCAUAAAAGGGCACCCAACAUCCUGUGCUAGCACCGGGCAUAAAUCACGGGGUGCACAAUCUUCUAAUAUGCACAUAAUUACCAGGGCUACUUGGCUGAAUAACGUACGAGCCCUGGGGAAGCUGUCUGGAAUAUAAACACUGGGUCACAAAGGUUUGGUGACUCAUUUUAGAUGAUAUUAGUCUGUCGUCAGUGGGUCUGGAGGAAUGGCCCAGGAUCAAACCCCACAUAAGCCAGUAUAAUCCUUCAAACUGGUUUAUUCUAAGAAAACACUCCUCAUAAGGAAUCUGUAAAAAAGAAGUUAAUCUUAUGGCCCGAGGAUGACAAAGAUGUUACUAGAAUAACUUCUCUUUCUGCUGAUGUUGCUUGUUGCUUGUUUUUUCCACAUUUUGUAAAACCAUGGCUCGGCAAAAGGCAUUUGUUUGAACAUUUAGUUGUUUUAAUGCAAGAAAACAGACACAAAAGGAGAAAACGGCAGCACUUUGUUUUCCUCAGGCUCUGCAGUUCAGUUUCAUGUUUGUCUUUGCAGAACGAGAGCAUUUGAAAGCGUUUCAUUCUGCACACCAAAGAGAGGACAGUGUGUGUGUGUGGAUCGUGACAGCCGGUUGCUAGGACAAGUUAGGAGCACUUCAGGCAAGCCGAGUCUUUGCAGACCUGGCAUGACAUAGGAUCCAGGGCUGUGGAUGUGGUGAAGCAGGGGUGCUGAGGGCCAAACUCACACUGGGAAAUAAGUGUCGUGCAAUUAUAGCCAGCUGGAGCACUGACAAGAGCAAAAGUGGGUCAGAGCAAAACUGUGUUUGUGUGUGUGUGUGUGUUUUAUACACAGCGUAUGUAUAUUAUGAAAGCUCUGUGUCAACAAUACAACUCUGCACUGUUGUCUGUGAAAACUGACAAUACAAAAUCUGUCAAUUUUUCACAUCCCCCUCCACCAGAGCUCAGGGAAACUCUGUUCUCGCCACGGCAUACACUCUUCCCUCUCUCUCACUGAGCUCACAGUUGGCUGAGAUGAAAACUGUCAAACCCCUGAGUCAAAAUAAAUCUUGCUAACUACAAUCCCACGAGACAAUUUACAUUGCCUUUGUUUAUUUCUCCUCCUACAUCUACUGCAGUGUUUUAAGAGUGGAAUUUACUACAUCUGGAGCUAAAAUUACUCAUGCCCUACACACUGAGAAGCUCUCAGUUAAAAUCCACACACAUCCAGGAGGGGUGUUAGUUUCUUUUGAUCAUUUAUAUGCUUAAUGAGUUUUAAAAACUUUAAGGUGAUGUUAGUGGAGAUGUUAAUUUCUCAGUCAAACAACAGCUGAGAGUUUGCUAUGUUACAUUUGUUUUUAUGUACCUUCUUAGCCACAACAAAACAGUCACUUUUGCAGGAGUAAAUGUUGAUUACAUGUCAAAUGAGCAAAAAUAGUAAUUUUAACCACAUUUUAAUUAAAUAAUAUUCCCUACUGUAGCUUUAAUGACCCACUCUGAUGAAAAUCAUGUUUUUCUUGUUGUCUACAUGUUCAUAUGGCAUUUUUCUGAUGCUACAGGACAUAUCAUGAGAAAAUAAGUAUGAAAUUACAUUUCUGACCAUUUCUGCAUUCAAAUCGCUGUGAAUCUCUCACAGACGCAAACGGUAGGUUUAGAUUCAGUGAGAUUUCCUACAUAGCAAAUCCAAGCUCCGCCCCCGCAGCCCCGCUAUGCAGGCCACACUUGGAAAAGUAGAGGACGAUCGCAGAACAAGCAUGUGCGUUAGCGGUUUUCUAUGCUCGUAAGAAAGCUAACAAUGAUAUUAGUUUUCAUCGUGUCCCUAAAGACAUCAGUGUCCUAGAGCUGAAUAGCUCCUAUGUUGCCUGCUACUUCUACUACACCGGCAAUGUUAGGCUACAAGCUAGCGUGGAGAGGAGUGUGCAGAGCAGCGCUGUCUCCGCCUACGACUAAUGAUCUACUGGAGCUCUGCAGAAGAAAAGUCAUUGAAAAUGACACAAGUAACACAAUUUGGCCAAAAUCUUCAUAAUCACAAUUUAAAGACCACUGUUAACACUUUAAGUGGUAAAAAAAAUGAUCGGAUUGGGACUUUAAGAGAUUGUGGAUGUUUCACAUAUUCCUCUGGUGCAAGGUAGUUUUGUUCACAGAGACUAAAUGUCUGCUGUUUUGUUUGAUUGAAUUUAGGAAGGAAAGCAAAAAUACUUUGGGGCAGAUAUGAAUUUAAGUUACAGUAUUUGUUCAGAAGUAAAUCAUUUUGGAAGAGAAAAUUUAAAAUAUGAUUCAAAAUGUGUCUUUGGAGUGAGUCUCAAUGUUUGAUACACUUGCAUGAACAGCACCAGUCAUGCUUAAAUAUCUUCACUCUUCAGCACACCUGCAUCCAAUUACACUCAAAGAGCCAGAUCAGUCGAGACGCUCAGGGUCUAAUCAGCGCUACUGCUCUGUAAAGGAGUAUGAGGAUCACGUCCUGUCACCCAAUGGCCCUGUAUGAGUGUGUGAGUGAGUGUGUGUGCAUCUGAAGAGAGAAAUCAGCAUUUGAGGCUGAUUAGAAUUCAUGGCAUCUCUGCAUUUGAAGGCUUCAGAUUUUUGAUAUGUAAUUUGCAGUUAUUUGAGACUAACUGACAAAGACUUGUACAGUCCUCUGCCAUUUUCUCGAGUGAAUUCUUACUUUUCCAAGAUGUUCAACUCUUGCAGCUCAGGCAUAGUUUACAGUAUGAUAGAUUAACUUUAUAACAGGCUUUUGAUCAAAUUGGUGGAGGUCAAGCCCGGUCAGUUUUUGCUUGCUCAUUGAAAGACGCAUUUUAUGUCUUUUCUUCUGCCAGAAAUUAUCUUCAAAAUUUCUCCAAAUAUGUAAUGCACAACAAGAACAUAAUCCACAUUUCAGCUGUCAAAGAUUGCAUGUAACGUCAUAUCAUGUUGAGGUUUUUUUGGGGGGGUGUUCUUGCCUUUAUUUUCACUUGGUCAGAGAUCUGAAUCCGCAGCAGCUUUAUUUUUGUCCCUUCACUAAAAGGCCAGCGGUGGGUCACUUCGGUCACAUGAGCCGACUUUGAUUCAAAUGUGAAAAAUUAGCCAAAUCCCUUUUAUUUAUGAUAUCUACGGACAUGCCUGUGCAUUUCAUUUUAACACUGUAGAAGAAUUUAAAUGACAAAAAUAGACAUUUAAAGAGUACAAGGAUACAAACACAGCUCAGAUAUGCUGCUAAACCAGGCGACAAAACAAUAACACAGGUGACUGGUUGUAGCUUAAUAAUAAAACCGCCUAGUUCAGUAUAUUGUGAGGCUAACAUUUCCGGAGUAGCCUUGGUCACUGACUUACAAAGCAUAGCUGAGGUUGGAGAGGAUAUCAACAUCUUUGAGGUCAGUUGUGCAAAAUAUUGUCAAUCCCUUGAGGCGACUCAAGUAUGUUCAAGAUUCAAAAGUAGACUGUCAGUUUUUGUGACAUGUUGGUCUGAACAACAAAUGUCUACCCCAUGGCAGUUCUACAGAAGAGACGGAUGAAUUCAUGAGAAUUUAUCCCAUAUUCAGUGGCUGAACUCAUGUGUCCAAGAAACCUGUGAGUACAGUCAGUAUAAAAAAAAGAUAAAAAAAUAAAUAGCAAGAAAUAAGUUUCCCUAUCUUGAACUGCUUUUGUUAUCAAGGUGAACAAGUAUGCUUUAUCACACAUGUGCCAGCCUAUGCUAUAUCAGUGUCAACGUGUUGCAAAUGAAAGGUCAUCGUGAAAAUAAAAUAUGUCAGUUUGUGUCGUCUGUAACCCCCCCGCCUCAUAUGUCAAUUUGUUGCAGCAGAGAAGAGGCUGUUGAGAAGGAGCAGCUGGUAACAGCAGAAGUGAGGACAGCUGCUUAAUGAUGUUAGUGGAUAAAGUAUAGUACAGUAAUGGCUUGUAAUAUAUUAAUUGUGAGCGUCAUUUAACCAAGAUGUUAUUGUCAGUCAAAACGAUGCAGUUUAAUGUGUAUGAAUCUGUGUAGUCGCCAGUAAAGGUACAGAGAGUGAAUCAAAUGGACAAACUGUCAGAGUAAACGGAGAGCUCGUGAUGACGAUGAUAAUGAUUAUGAUGAUUGUGAUAUAUUGGAGAUGCCGGACACACAACCAAUCAAUUUUCUGAUCCCCCAGAAAUCAAGAGUUUAUAUGAAACUGUGGUGAAUGAGGUCAACAUGGUGACACUGUGAAGAUUCAUGGAGUGAACUUUUGUGGAAAUCUGUUAAAACAGUCAUUGCUGGAGAAGUUAUAAGUGUUACAUGUUAUGACCCAUCUCGGGGUGGCUAGGACACAACAUGAAAGUGGACCCAUUUCGCCCACCUCUCAAACAGCCACAUAAAAAAAAAUCAGGGUUUUAACAAAGAAGUUUAUUUACAAGAAAAAACAGAAUGAUUAAGGAACAAAGAAUGAUCAUCUCCUCAGGGUGCAACAACGAUAAAUAACACUAACUGAGGAAAAACUAGAAACUGACAAAAAGCUGAUCUCUAAGGUGACAAGGACGUUUGGGAUGAGGCUUUCAUGGGUUCCCUCUGCGCGGGGGGUGAUGUCACGCUUCCCACUCCAACCGUUUUCUUUUUCUUUUCUUUUUAAAGUGUUAUCAGUGGUCUUUAAGUUGUGAUUAGGAUUUUUUUUGCCAAAAUCACAUUACCUGUGUCAUUUUCUAGAAAAAUUACAUUAACCCAAUGGCUCUGUAUCAAAAGGCAUCUGUAAAGUGUUCAGAUGGCAGCUGCAGUUGCAUAGUCCUCAUUGUACUUGUCUGAGUGUAACUCAAAGUUAUCCCACAAGUCAAGUUCACUGUCAGGGCCAGGAGAGACUCUGGGGGUUGACUAAAGACCAGAAUCUAGGGCUAUAAAUACUCAUUCAUAAUCUAAUCCAGUUUAUUUUUUCUAUACUAUUCCUCACCAGGUUCUUUGUCAACUUCCCAUCAGCCAAACAAUACUUCAGCCAGUUUCAGGACAUGGAGGAUCCAGAGGAGAUGGAGCGAAGUAGCCAACUUCGGCAACAUGCCCGCAGGGUGAUGAACGCCAUCAAUACUGUGGUGGAGAACCUCCAUGACCCAGAGAAAGUGUCAUCAGUUCUGGCCCUGGUAGGAAAGGCCCAUGCUAUCAAACACAAGGUGGAGCCCAUGUACUUCAAGGUAAGCCUCUCUGACAAAUUCUGCUUUACUUUAAUCAGAGAUAGUCUUUUUUGCCUACUAACUCACCAUUGAAGAAAUACAGUUUUUUGUAUCCUUCAAAUUAGGGCUGGGUGAUAAACUGAAAAAUUUGCCGAUACCGAAAUUUACGACAAUAACCAACAUCAUUUUGCCCAUAUCGGUUUAUUCGGUGUCAAAAAAAUAAAUAAAUAAAAGAUAAUGUUGGACAUGUGUAGGUGUAGGUGAUUUUCACCAUACGCCAAUUCCUACCGGAUCCGUUUGUGAGACAAAUUUCGUGGUGGAUUACAGGCGGCGGUAAAUGGGAGAACUCACAAGAACCUGCGGAUUCAUGUGCAAUCACGCAAUAACAAGUUCUCUCUUAGCCACAGAGGCUAACCAUGAAAGCAGUAGAUUGUGUCCUUCCAGAGGAGGAAAUCCACCUCUAAACUUCUAAAAUCAUUAAUUUAUUUUGUGUCUGUGCCCGACUUCCUUCCCAGCACGGGUUAAUCUGUGCUGAAUUUAUCCAGCAUGCUCCGGCGUCCGGAAAGAAUAGAACUCUUGCGAUCAACUGCGGAGUCCGGCGAUCUGCAGAGGAACGGAGUGAAGCCAGUGGAAAUUGAAACAUGGACUUGAAUGGUUACGAUCAGCUACGAUCGGCAGAUACGGCCUUUUUGAAGCCAUUCUGGAUGCGGUGGAAAUUGGGGGUUAGACGCUGUCCUAUGUCAGAGACAUGAGGGGGGGCAGCUUGUGGAAUAGUUAUCGUCCAUUUAUCGUUAUCGGUGUGAACUUCUCAAUAUAUCUGGAUAUUGAUUUGAGGCCAUAUCGCCUAGCCCUACUUCAAACAACAAAGUUGCUACAAAUUUUAAAUUAAGUGCACAACACUACACCUUUAAACAUGAAUUAUGCAAACUAUAAACACUUGGCACACAUGGUUGACAAACAACUGUAAUACCACGACUCCCAAGUAACACUAGAGGGUAAAUAAAAUGUUUGUUGUCGCAGCUGUCGAAUUCUACCAAACCUCACAGUCACUCAUGAAUUGACAGAAAUAUGAAUAACAUCUGGAUGUGCAAAAACACAAAUUUUAGAGCAGGUGGAGUUUUUUUCAACAUGCUGAUAAAUGAACAAACGACAAAGAGCAUCAUAGACAUUUCAGUACAGUACAGUUCAGCUAUGCAAACAGUGUCAGGGCACCCCAAAAUUUCAGCAAUGAACUGUGAAAAUGAGCAGCAAUGAAACAUGACAAAAGCGUGACAGUCAUUUCUAUACCCUCCUGCAGAGCCAACAGCAAUGAUCACCUGUUUAAGCAGAUGAGAACAGAACCAGAAUAAACAUGAUCACAAGUGUUUCAGAUUAACUGUUUUAUUCAAACCGUACGGUUACAUAAUUUUCAGCGUGAGACUUCUUACUUCAUCCGACUGAAAGGACAUCUGUCAAGUCCUUUGAAAUUUGACUGUAGGUUUUUUUUUUGUAAAUACAUCUUUGAAGAGAAGACAUAAUCGGCUUGUAAGCAUCCCUCUGCUGGCUUCCAACUGCAUCUAGAAGCAUUCAAACAACCUGAAUCAGUCGCCUUCCAAAUGACUCAUCACACUGAUUAUUUCUGCUGUGUAUCCCUCUGAACUCUUACAGACCCCUUCUUAAAACUAUCGCUGGAAAACCACAUCUCUUUAAUAUAAUUUCGAUUUACUUUAUUCCUACUUUGAUACCACCAUCUACGAUAUUCUCUCUCUGCUUUUUUGAAUUUUGUUGCCUUUGUACAGCCUGUCCACCCACAGCUUUCAUGUUUCACCGCUAUCGUUUUCAAUUCGCACCUACCUCGCUUCUCUGUGACAGUGAAUUGGAUUUUUUACAUCAACCACCCUGCCCUUACUUUACCUUUAGGACAUUAUGUCUUUGCAUUUCUUCCUCAUCCUUCCAUCUGCUGUUAACUUUAAAGCCACCUAUUCAGAAUCAGAAUCAGAGUCAGAAUACUUUAUUUAUCCCGGGGGGAAAUUCGCCGUUCCCAUUUUUUUUUCAAUCCCUUUAAAUAUGAUCUCCUACGCUGAAUUUUUCUUGUGACAUCAAUUUCUUUUCACACUCCUUUUUCCUAGAUCCUGGGUGGUGUGAUGCUAGAGGUGCUGUCUGAAGAUUUCCCAGAGUACUUCCCAGCAGAGGUGCAGAUGGUGUGGACCAAACUGAUGGGGGCAGUGUACUGGCAUGUGACAGGAGCCUACACAGAUGUGGGCUGGCUCCAGGUCUCCAGCUCUGCAGUGUGAACAGUCUGGAGGCAAAGGGGGUUGAAGAAGUUUCAGAUGGUGGAGUUGUGUAAGAAUGGUUGCUCAGACGUGGAUGAGCGUAACGUGGUAAUCCGCGCUUCACUGUUCUUUAUCUUGGUGUUAUUUUGGUGCUAAGCCUUCAUUGCUAUAGUGUUUUUACAUCGCACUAAUGUAGCUGGACGAUGUUUUACUUUUCUGAAAGUUUCAGUCGAUACAAGUGGUGCUGUGUGCGCCACAGAGGCUAUCACUGCCAAUGCUAGGUACUUAUGUCGUUUAUUUUAAACAUUAAAAAGGCUGCCAAGUUUUCUCAGAGUAACUAUGUUACAUUAACUGUCACCAACAUUUUUUCUUUUUAGACUCUGCAGCCUGGCCUGUCAAGCUUUCCAAUCGCACACCAGAUGCAUUUUACAAAGUGACAAGGGUAGAUGAGCUUUGCAAGAGAUUUCUUUAAACUCAAAUAUAUACUGAUGAAAAUUCACUUUGAGGAAACAUAACAGGUAGUUCAUGAUUUUAACGCACUGGAAAUCAUUACUAUUCUGCUAAAGAAACUGAGAAACAACCUAGUUUAAAAUAAUAACAACAGGCAAGAUAUUAUAUUUCAAGGGUGACCAUAAGUCCUCUUUUACCUCUUUUUGGGGGGCUGUUCGGAUUUGUCCAGGGAAGUUUAUAAAAUCCUUAAAAUGUCCAGAGAUUUGUAUGGAAGUUUCAAGUUUGUGUCACUUGGACUUACUGAGUUAGAAGCGCGUAAAGACACUUGAUCCGACCUGAUAAACUCUCAAAAGUAACUACGCGUGACUCCGCCCCCGCAUAGUCUUGUCCUGUUUUUGGGGAUUCAGAAUAUGGUCACCCUAAUAUUUCUGUCAUAAAGAAACAAAAGAGAAGAUCAUGCCUCACAUAACUGACCCAAUUCUGUUAAUUUUUUUCAACAGUGAUAUCAGCUGAUGCAGUUAUUAUCAAAGGGAUACCAGCUGCGCUAGCGCUAGCUAGCUAGCUAAGCAAACGGUUUUCUUCCUGCCUCUCACUAAAUCCUUUUCAGAAAAACUCUGUAAAAAAGUGAAAAAAAGUUCUUAGAGUACACAGUACAGCUAGUCCUAGAUAAUAAUUCACUGACGGAUUUUAUGAAAGUGUAAAACAACCUAAUAGAAACAACCGUUUCUAUUAGCCUCUUAGCUGCUAAUGUCAUAGGCACAUAAGCUUGGCAAUUUGCAAAGACACUCAGUAAAGUUUAAAAUGACACUUUCUUGGUUUUAUGGAAAUGUAUGCCUCUUAUUUUUUGCUUAGCACUGUUAAAUUUAGUGUAACAUAACUGCUGGCAGAUCGUCAAUCAACUAUCACUAGCUAGUGUGGCAGUGCAAGCUAAGCAAGAAAUGUGACAAUGCUGCCACCAAACCACUUAUUUUAACAAAAACUAGUUCCAAAGGUUUUUAUUUUGUAAUCGAUAUUUCUUCAUAGCUAAAGUUAUACUAUUUCCCCUCUAAAGAGGGCAACAGCAAACAAAUGAAAUAACCAUAGGCUGACUAAUGAACAACUGAUUAUCUGGAAACUUAUCAGAUACCCUGUAAUAAAGGAAAGGAAAAAGCUCACCUGUGUAACCUCACAGGCUAAUGUCGUAAAAAUGUUGUUAUUGUCUCUAUUGUCAUGAAAAUAACAACCAAAUGUGUCGGGCGUAUUAGUUAAACAUGUCAGUAUUUAAAGCUCAGCUGUGGUAAUGUCUCUAACUUUUGAGCGUUGAUUAAAAAGAAGAAGAAAAAAAACUCAUUAACCUUCAUACUCUCGAAUUUCUACAUCGUUAUCUUCAUGAAACUGCUCCAGUAUGCAGAAAGCUUGACAGGCCCUGCCGUGUCUUCUUGUGACAGAAAGGUUUGGACAUGUUUUCGGACAAUUGCGGCACUCAUUUGGGUUUUGUUGACAGGCAUGCCGGGAAUAGCAGAAACAGACAAUUAUGUGAAAAUGCUGCGGAUUAUUACUUUACAAAGUUCAUUUCUGUGGAAACUGUCAGUGAGAGAAUCAUAGUUAGGCUGAGUUGCACAUGUUGAUACACCUCAUGAAGUUUUAAGGCACAGAUUGAGAGAAAUAUUUAGAGAAACAGGAUUUAUAAGCUCUGAGAGGGGGGCUGUUAGCUGUUGAAGCCCCAGAAAAGGGACCAUGGAGCUGCUGACUGUUAAUAGAUCCUCUUUGUGUCCUACUACAGUAUAUCCUCAUGUUUAAGGGACCUGUGUCCUUUUCUCUCCCUCUCUAUUGAUACAUUGUGUGCUCUUAAUGUCUUGUUUAUCUUACCUGAGGUGUUGUUUGUAUAAGUGUACAGUGGGCCAGUGUGCAUACUCUUCUGCCUUUUUUUACAACUCAUUAACACGUCGAUCUGUGGGCGUGUUGGAGAGGGCUGUUUUUCCUUUUGCUAAGGUAUUGGAACGAACAACGAUGCUUUAAGUUUUUCAUUUGCCUGACACUUUCAUCACACAAACCAUUCAGAAGGUAAGAUGGAAAAUAUCAGCAGGUGGUCACAAUCCGAAACCGCACAUGUACACAUCCACACUCAGAGCUCCCCAAUGCUAAUAUUUACAGGACUGUCAGUUGGUUUACAUCUUAGAAACCCCAUCAGAGAGACAAACCUCAUUUAAGGGUCCAUUAAGUGCUUCAAAAAAGUCUAUCCAGAGGUCAAGAAAAACAUGUCGGCUUAAUAAGUGCUGUUGGAUUGUUUCUUUGAACCCCCGCCCCAUCUAACACGACAUACUUAUCACAAUCACAUCAUUUUAUCCAGCCCCACUCCCAAAGAAACAUGCUCCCUACUGCCAAAUUUACCUCUUUACCUCGAUUUACCCUCCUUUUUUUUUACAGAAUACUUCCAUUGGAGUCUCUCUCACGUCAAUUCCCAAACAUACAGAGUAAAUCUGUUUAGGGUUAACAUCUGAUUCAAUCUUCAGUUUGCAUCUGCUCUCGUGAUGUCCUGUAUCUCUCAUCUGACCCCCUUUGGCAUCUGGGUCUGGCAUUAAUGAGGAAGUAAUGAGUCUCCUCUCCUCCUCAUUGAUGAGUCAUCCACUGUAACUUCCCAUUCCCCUGUCAUAGGGGUCAGUCACUGACUACUAAAACAAUUAUGACUGAACAGCUGGUCUCCUACCUGCCUCACCAAUAGCCAUUCACAACGAUGCCACAUGAAAUGGAAUUCUUUCACUUGUAAAAGAUAAUUUAAAAAAUAAAUAUCUCAAAUUAACACAUUUAUCCACUUUGUCCAUUUACGGUGAUAGUGCCGAUAAUCUAGCUUAGAACCUGUCACUAUUGCUUUCUAAUGAUCGUCCCACAGCACUUCUGCCUCUAUCAGUGGUUAAUUCUGUCUGUAAACUAUAUAAACAAUUGAAAAAAUUGUGUUAUAAUACUUUGAUAUUGGUAACUCUAGUCCUAGAAAAAAGUAUGGGCAUUUUCCCCUCCUUACAGACCCUGGCCAUUGUUGUUUGCAAAGCUGUUAUUAGUAGUCCCACCCCUUCUUGAUUCUGACUGGUCGGUGAUCAAGAAGUGACACUGAUGAGCGUGGUAAUAGAAGUUGAACUGUAUUCAACUGAGUGUACCGACCAUAGAUAUGAAUAGUUGAAACGAUAUGUCACUUUGAGAUGCGAGCCUUCAUGGCAGCCAUCUUGGCAAGGGCAUCGUUUCCAUUGAAGACAAUGCAUUUACAAUGAAAAUAAAUCAUAGCUUGGCAUUGAAAAUGAAUUAAACUGCGUGAAAAUUGGUUGCGAAAUGAGCAAAGAUAUGAUUUAUUUUUUAUGUACAUCUAAUGCCUUUAAUGGGAACGUUGCCCUUACCAAGAUGGCUGCCACAUUGGCACACCGCUUAGCGGACUGCUGGUGUAUUCAGUCUUCAAUAUGUAUAUAGUAUAUAUGUAUUACCGGCAGCACAUUGACUUUAAUCAGUUGAUGCUAAGGGUGUUUUGGCACCAAGGCUCUGAAAACACUUGAGCAGAUUUGGUUUGAAUAGAAAAUAGGGUGCCAGAACAAAAAACUGGGUUAGUAGUCGAUGUCCUUUGGUGUGACUUCAUGAGGUAGACAAGUUAUCUUCAAAAGUCUAGAAGUGUUUUUACUUUGCACUUUACAAAUUUGAUUUAAAUGUUAAUAACAUGAGAGAAAAAAUAAUAUAUUACAAUAGACCAUAGCCUACCUACACACAUCCAAAAUAAACUUUUAUUUAUUUAUUUUUUUGACACUGAAUAUAUUGAUUUGGGCAAAAUGUUGUUGGUUAUUGUCAUAAAUUUCAGUAUCGGUAAAUUUUCAGUUUAUCGUCCAGCCCUAAUCUUUUGGCGACUUCGACGUUACCAUCAAUGCUCUUUGUAUAUAUGGUUAUUUAAGAUAGACAAGCUACAAAUGACCCUCAUUUAGCUGUUUGUGUAUGUGCACACAUACUUAGUGCCACCCCUGCAAAAGCCAGUGCCUCAGUUUGGCCAGCCCUGAAGUUUGUCUGUGCCCGUGUCAAGACCACAGGCAUUCUGUCUCAAGAGUCUGUAAAACCUCCAUUUACAUUCAGCUUUCACACAAGUCUAUCAACAGGCCCCAUUAAACAACCAGCACCACUUUCCAGGCUUGAAAUAAAAAUGCUCACAAUUGUCAAACAAACGUCAAACUAAAGUAUUUCUUUUUGGCUAAGGAGGCAGUAAAACCUGUAUCACUCGUAAAUUAUUCCGCUCCAAAUACACACCAAGUCCAUCUUUGUACGGUUCCUGACGUCAGAGUCUCUCUGAAGUUUGCCGUCCAGCAGCUCACAGAUAUUUUAUUAAGCCGACAUCAUGUUUAUUAAACAGUGCUGCAUCAAACCUGAUCUGCAAACACUCCCAUACACACACAAUGGAGACAUAAUACUUCUCUGGCAACACUAUAAACAUUGAUGGGAAAUUAUGUUCAGUCACAUCCCAAUAACACUCAGUCACUUUUUUCCUCUCUAUCACACACACACUAACACACACAAACACACGGCCUUGCAUAAAGCUGAGUGAGUGGGGCAUGUCCCUGCAUGCCAAGUGAAUGACAGCAGCACUUCAUCUAAUUUAUGUUUUCAACUAUUUCAAACAGAAAAAAAAGACAAAUUCUUUUCUCACCUGGUCAUUCCACGUUUUUUUUUCUUCUUCAGAAAAUAAGGGCAUCACAACAUCCGUGGAACUGUGUUUUUGUUGUGAACUGUUCCUGUCAGUCAGUUGAAAAGUUAGGACUUUAUAUUUUUCUAAAUAUAACUAUGAGAAGGAUUCUAUGUAUCUAAAUACUGUAUAUGAAAACAUCAUACUGUAUACUGCCGUGUGGAGAGGGAGAGCAGUGGCUUUGUAGUGUUUUGAGCAUGUUUGCACAGUCUACCAUGGACUUGUACCUUUGCAGACCUGGUGAACAUGAAGAUAAAUAAAAUAUACUUGUAAACUACAGUCUGUCCCUUUGGCCUCCAUCAAAACAUUUGAUUCAUGCUUUUUAUAAAUGCUAUGCUGUUUGUCUUUUAAUUGCCUUUGUAAAUGACUUGAUGUGAUUGUAAAUAAGAGUUGCCCCUUCCUGAUUUUCCCAAGGAUGAACAAAGAUUGAUUCACUGAUUGACAUUAAAUUUCAUUGAUAACUCAGAAA